AUGCUAUUAUUUACGUUUUUGGCCACUCUCGAAAGUAAAAUUAGUGAAUCUGAAAGUGAAAAAUUGCGAAUCUGUGUUGUUGAAGAGCCUGAAGAUGUUUAUAAUAAGCGACAAAAGUACUGUGAAACACUCAAAAUGUCAUCUAAAGUGAGUUGUAUAUGGGGUGUCGAUCGUUUAGAUUGUAUUCGGCGCGUUCAAAAAGGUCAAGCAGAUUUUUCCGUAUUUUCUUCUGAAGACUUAUUAGCAGCAAGAUGGGCAGCUGCCGAUAUUUUAGUAACGAGCGAAUUGAGAUAUCAUAACAGUAAAUUUGAGUAUGAUAUUGUAGCUGUCGUAGAUAAUGAAGCAAAAAUCCAUUCGGUUAAUGAUUUGCGCGGAGCAAAAUAUUGCCAUGGGCAUGGAUUUGGUUUAGGAAUGAAAUCUCAUUGGACUAAAGUAAUAUCGAAUUAUUUGGAAGCUGUAGUAAUUCCGCGAGAUUGUAGCAAUGAGUAUACAAUGAGUGAGCUUCGAAUAAAAGCAUCUUCUGAGUUCUUUGGACCAUCAUGCAAAGCCGGAAUUUGGGAUGAAGAUCCUGUUAGAGAUAAGAAAUUAAAAAAUAGAUAUCCAAACUUGUGUCAACUUUGUUACAAUAAAUGUGAUAUUGGAGAUAAACAUUGGGGGCGUCGAGGAAGUUUAUAUUGUCUCACAAGCGGCGGAGGAGAUAUUAGUUUUUCGAGAUUAGAUGAUGUGAAAGUUCAUUUUGGGUUAACAGGUACCUCUUCUGAUGCAGAUCCUAACAAUUACAGUUUUCUUUGCUUGGAAGGCGGUUUACAGCCAUUGAAUACGACAAAUCCUUGUACAUGGGUAACAAAACCUUGGUCAGUAAUUGCUGCACGAAGAAAACAAGCGACAAGAGUUCAAUCAUUAAUGGAUGAUCUUAUACACACUGAUGUUCCAUGGAAAAGUACAUUUUUGCUUCUCGUCGAAAAUUAUUAUGUAAAUUUAACAAAUGUUGAUAUAAUGGUUCCUAUCGAUGAUUAUAUUGACGAGUCGCCUGGAUAUCAAAGUGCUUAUAGUUUUCCGCAAUGUAAUCCUCCGAGAUCAAUAGUUUAUUGUACAACAUCAAUUGUUGAGUUUAACAAGUGUUCAUGGUUACAAGAAGUAUCAGCAGUUCAAGGCAUCGAGCCUGGAUUACAAUGUAUACGAAAAGAAAGUGUUUCAAAAUGUAUGGAAGCUGUUUUAAACAAUGCUGCGGAUGUUGUUCGCGUAAUGAGUGACGACAUGAUCGAAGGAAUGAAAUAUUACAAACUUGAACCUAUUUUGCAAGAGUACGUUAAGCGCUUUGAAAUGAAAGAAAUGAUAAUGGCAGUAACGACUUCGGACAAGAAAUUCGACCAUUUUAACGAUUUACAUGGAAAAUCAAUUUGCCUACCAAAAUAUAUGGGGACAGCAUAUGCGAGUGUUUAUGCCACGAUAAAAGAAAUUCAUAAAGAAAAGAAUCUUCGUACUAAAUCCAUAGAUAUAAGUGAUUUCUUUGCUAAAAAUUCAUGCAUUUGGAGCCCAUAUUCGCAUGGAUCAGUGUGUAGAGAUAGUUUUAAGGGAGAAAAUGGAUCGGUGAAUUGUCUUUUGAAUGGACACGAUGUUGCUUUUAUUACAUAUGGUACGUUUGCUCGAUACGCAAAUCAAUCGAAUUUGAAACCAAUUUGUUUAUUUUUAUCAUCAAAUGCACCAAAUCGUUGCUACAUUAAUUGGUUUAGCAAAUCUUCUUUGAUGGUAAAUCGAAAUUUGUCUGAAAAAAGAAAAGCUGAAAUUUACAAUUCUUUAAAACUCAUUGAUAAAUAUUUUGGUAAGCAAGACGGGCAUCAAAUGCGUCUUUUUGCAAAGUUUGAAGGGCAGAGCAACGUCAUGUUUGAUGACUCAACAUAUGCGUUACAAAAUACAAGCGAUAUAUUAAAGAUGGAUAGAACUGAACGAUUUUUGACCUCUGAAACAAUAUUUGAACUCUCACAGAUGCAUUUCAAUAUGAAAUCAGGAUGUAUUAAACGUGAAACAACGUUGAAAAUGUUAGCAAUUUUCCUAUUUUGCAUUUACUUUCUUUCAUAAGUCUUAAACAAUAGGAAUUUUAAUAUUGAAUUAGUAGUAUUUGAACUUUAUUUAUCGUCUUUCGAACUAUUCAGUUUUGUGAUUAUUUUUCAUA
Messenger RNA from Culicoides brevitarsis, 2173 nucleotides. Its product is annotated as transferrin. The transcript is spliced from 7 exons. Gene Ontology annotation, biological process: iron ion transport. Gene Ontology annotation, cellular component: plasma membrane; early endosome; recycling endosome. The coding region runs from base 1 to 2079 and encodes 692 amino acids. The record is from RefSeq and is a predicted model, not a curated record. NCBI's taxonomy places the organism in Eukaryota, Metazoa, Arthropoda, Insecta, Diptera, Ceratopogonidae.